Cajanus cajan (pigeon pea) is the source of this 1287-nucleotide messenger RNA. RefSeq names its product bidirectional sugar transporter SWEET14. Gene Ontology annotation, cellular component: membrane. Gene Ontology annotation, biological process: carbohydrate transport. Gene Ontology annotation, molecular function: sugar transmembrane transporter activity. The record is from RefSeq and is a predicted model, not a curated record. Lineage: Eukaryota; Viridiplantae; Streptophyta; Magnoliopsida; Fabales; Fabaceae.
GUUCCCACUCUUGCCAUUACGACUCGUGCCAUUGAAAGAGAGAUUAGAUAGCCUUAACUCACUUGGAGAGAAGAGGAUCGUUCUACACCUUUUCGUGACCACCGAGAGUGAUCCAACAAAAAUCAAGAGGGAGAAUCCAAUUAGAUUUAACUUCAAGAGAGAUCAUGGCCAUCCACCACGAAACUUGGGCUUUCAUUUUUGGCCUUCUAGGCAACGUAAUCUCCUUUAUGGUCUUCCUUGCUCCAUUACCUACUUUUUACCAAAUCUACAAGAAGAAAUCCACGGAAGGGUUUCAAUCACUGCCUUAUAUUGUUGCACUGUUUAGUUCAAUGUUGUGGAUAUAUUACGCACUCGUCAAAAAGGAUGCUAGCCUCCUUCUCAUUACCAUUAACACUUUUGGAUGUGUGAUUGAAACAAUUUACCUUGUAAUCUUUCUAGUUUACGCCCCAAACAAAACCAGGCUAUUGACCAUCAAGCUUCUUCUGUUGUUGAAUGUGUUUGGGUUCGGAGCGAUGCUUCUUUCGACACUCUACCUUACAACAGGAUCCAAACGUCUUUCUAUCAUAGGAUGGAUUUGCCUGGUUUUUAACAUAAGCGUUUUUGCUGCUCCUCUCUGCAUCAUGAAACGUGUUAUCAAGACGAAGAGCGUGGAAUUCAUGCCUUUCAGUUUAUCCUUCUUUUUGACCUUAAAUGCUGUCAUGUGGUUCUUCUAUGGUCUUCUUCUCAAGGACUACUACAUCGCUCUCCCAAAUACACUUGGAUUUGUAUUCGGCAUAAUUCAGAUGGUGCUGUAUUUGAUUUAUAGAAACGCUAAGAUACCGGAACCAACAAAGUUGCAGGAACUAAAUGGAGGUCAUAUUAUUGACGUUGUGAAAAUGAGCACAAUGGUACCCUCCGAGCCAAAUCAUGUUGCAAGAAGUGAUGUUGUGACUGAAACAGUUAGCAAUGUGUGAUUAGUUAAGCAAUGAACAAGUCCAAAGAGAGAGGGAAAAAAAAUGAAGUGCCAUGAUAUUAAACCUUAGAGUACAAUUACUUUAAUUACUUUGCCAAGUGGGGCCUCUUUUCAACGUAGUUUGGUGUUUAGGGUUCUUCUUUUGAUCAAUGUAUUGCUGUAUUAUGUUUUUAUGAGUCUAUUUAAUUGGCCUCUUCCAUCACUCUCACUAGUGAAACGUGUAGUAUCUCCUCUUCUUUCUGUGUUCCAAAGUCAAACUCGUCAAUUCUCUCUUUCCUUGUACGCGUAAUCUUUGUUCAUGUUAAGGGAAUUGAUUAUUUUUACUGAUUACGCAA